AUGACGAUUGUCAGGACAAGGGUUCUCUUGCAAAACAAAUUGGGAAAGUCAGAAAAGACGAUCGGCUGUCGAACAAACCUCGUCUUAAGCCAGGUGGCGGAUGCCGGAAGGCUAUGCUUCCUGGAGAAAGUGGUCGACGAUUUAAGAACUGUCACUCAGUGGUCAUCGAAUAGCUGCAAACGAGUAGCAUCGGCCGGAUACGUCGCGGUGUUGUACAAUUUCAUAGCCGAAUCAAACCGAAGCGUUGCGACAUCACUGGUUCUGAACUCAGUCAUUCAGGUGCUGAUCAACCUCGCCAAGUUCCACGAAACCCGUCCUGACGUGAUCGAUUUCCCGCAGUGGUUGAAGAUUCUGGUAGAAACCAUGCUUCAUUUUCAAAAUUACCAACAGUUUGUAAUGGUGAAGGUGACUGUUUUGUUGCUGAUCGUGGCAGACAUGCCUCGUGCCCGUGAGGAAAUGCGACAAUCCUCAUUCCUCAUACGCAAGCUGAAGCAUGCAGCGCAAAGACUUCAAAAGCGUGAAGGCGCAAGAAGCCAAAGACAGUCUCUUGGCGAUCGAGCUGUUGCCGUGAGUUCGCCUUCUCAACCCCUGCAUCAGUCAGAAAGGUACACGCCAGAUUGGAUGCUGAAAACCCGUAAACCCGUCGAAACGUUCACACCCUUACAGGGUCUGUUAAAGCUGUUCGCCUGCUACGGCAUAGAUCAUGCUUCUCCGUCUCGUUACUAA
Soboliphyme baturini is the source of this 726-nucleotide messenger RNA. The record is from the annotation of a GenBank genome assembly. Lineage: Eukaryota; Metazoa; Nematoda; Enoplea; Dioctophymatida; Soboliphymatidae.